This is a messenger RNA of Jaculus jaculus (lesser Egyptian jerboa), 3862 nucleotides long. It is a transcript of the gene Klb, whose product is annotated as klotho beta. The transcript has 5 exons. The coding region runs from base 16 to 3072 and encodes 1018 amino acids. Lineage: Eukaryota; Metazoa; Chordata; Mammalia; Rodentia; Dipodidae. Gene Ontology annotation, biological process: carbohydrate metabolic process; fibroblast growth factor receptor signaling pathway. The record is from RefSeq and is a predicted model, not a curated record. Gene Ontology annotation, molecular function: fibroblast growth factor binding; hydrolase activity, hydrolyzing O-glycosyl compounds; fibroblast growth factor receptor binding.
CGCCGUAGCAAGACCAUGUCCAGCCGGGCGCUGCAGAGAUCUGUCAUGCUGUCAGCCUUGAUUCUGCUGAGAGCCACCGCGGCGGGGGGACUCCCUGGAGAUGGCAGCGCCGUGUGGGCUGAAAACCCCAGCGUGAGUCCGGUGGAUGCGAGUCAGCUGUUCGUCUAUGACACUUUCCCCGAAAACUUUCUCUGGGGCGUCGGGACUGGGGCGUUUCAAGUGGAAGGGAGCUGCGAGGAAGACGGGAAGGGCCCCUCGAUAUGGGAUCGUUUCAUCCACGCGCGCCCGAGACACGUCAACGGCAUCAACGGCUCCAGUGACAGCUGCCUUUUCCUGGACAAGGACUUGUCGGCUCUGGAUUUCCUAGGGGUUUCCUUUUACCAGUUUUCCAUCUCGUGGCCCAGGCUCUUCCCCGAUGGCACGGUGGCGGCGGCCAACCCCGACGGCGUGCGCUACUACCAGACCCUCCUGGACGCGCUGGCGCGCAGGAACAUCGAGCCCGUGGUCACCCUGUUCCACUGGGACUUGCCCUGGGAGUUGCAGGAGAGGUACGGCGGGUGGCAGAACGAAAGCAUGGUAGACCUCUUCAACAGCUACGCCACGUACUGCUUCCAGACGUUCGGGGACCGCGUCCGGUACUGGAUUACAAUUCACAACCCGUACCUGGUGGCUUGGCACGGGUACGGAACUGGCAUGCACGCUCCGGGACAGAAGGGAAACUUAGCAGCUGUCUACACUGUGGGGCACAACCUGAUCAAGGCGCACUCGAAGGUCUGGCACACCUACGACAGAAACUUCCGCCCUCGGCAGAGGGGCUGGCUGUCCAUCACGCUGGGCUCGCACUGGAUAGAGCCCAGCCGGCCGGGCCACGCGGGCGACGCGCUCCGGUGCCAGCAGUCCCUGGCGUCGGUGCUCGGGUGGUUCGCGGAGCCCAUCCACGGCGGCGGCGACUACCCGGCGGCGCUGAAGCGCACGCCGCCCGCCCGCCUCCCCGCCUUCUCCGAGGCCGAGCGGCGGGAGGUGAGCGGCACGGCCGACUUCUUCGCCUUCUCCUUCGGGCCCAGCAACUUCAAGCCCCCCAGCACCAUGGCGAAGAUGGGGCAGAACGUGUCCCUGAACCUGCGGCGCGCGCUCAACUGGAUCAAGCUGGAGUACGGCAACCCGCGCAUCUUGAUCGCCGAGAACGGCUGGUUCACCGACGGCUACGUGAGCACCGAGGACACCACCGCCAUCUACAUCAUGAAGAAUUUCCUCAACCAGGUUCUUCAAGCCAUAAAGUUUGAUGGAAUACAAGUGUUCGGUUAUACAGCCUGGUCUCUUCUGGACGGUUUCGAGUGGCAGGAUGCCUAUUCCACCCGCCGAGGAUUGUUUUAUGUGGAUUUUAAUAGUGAGCAGAAAGAAAGAAAACCCAAGACAUCGGCGUACUACUAUAAACAGAUCAUACGAGAAAACGGUUUUACCUUGCAAGAGUCCACGCCAGAUGUGCAGGGUCAGUUUCCCUGUGACUUCUCCUGGGGGGUCACUGAAUCUGUACUUAAGCCGGAGUUCAUGGCCUCCUCCCCACAGUUCACGGACCCCCACCUGUACCUGUGGAACGCCACGGGCAAUAGAUUGCUGCACCGCGUGGAAGGGGUGAGGCUGAAAACAAGGGCCGCCCAGUGCACCGAUUUCGUGAGCAUCAAAAGACAGGUCGAGAUGUUGGUCAGGAUGAAAGUGACCCACUACCGCUUUGCACUGGACUGGGCCUCGGUCCUCCCCACGGGCGACGUGUCCGUCGUGAACAGGCAGGUGCUAAGGUACUACAGGUGCGUGGUGAGCGAGGCGCUGAAGGUGGGCAUCUCUUCCAUGGUCACCUUGUACUACCCGACCCACGCCCACCUGGGCCUGCCCACGCCCCUGCUGCGGAGCGGGGGGUGGCUGAACGCCUCCACGGCCGAGGCCUUCGCGGAUUACGCAGGGCUGUGCUUCCGGGAGCUGGGGGACCUGGUCAAGCUGUGGAUCACCAUCAACGAGCCCAACCGGCUGAGCGACGUCUACAACCGCACGAGUAACGACACGUACCGGGCGGCCCACAACCUGCUGCUGGCCCACGCGCACGCGUGGCACCUGUACGACGGGCGGUUCCGGCGGGCGCAGCGCGGGGCCGUGUCGCUGUCGCUGCACUCGGACUGGGCGGAGCCCGCCAACCCGUACGUGGACUCGCACCGGGACGCGGCCGAGCGCUUCCUGCAGUUCGAGAUCGCCUGGUUCGCCGACCCGCUGUUCAAGAGCGGGGACUACCCGCCGGCCAUGCGCGAUUACAUCGCCUCCAAGCGGCGGCGCGGGCUGUCGGGCUCGGCGCUGCCGGCGUUCAGCCCCGCGGAGCGCGCGCUGCUGCGGGGCGCCGCCGACUUCUGCGCGCUCAACCACUUCACCACGCGCUUCGUGAUGCACGAGCCGCGCCGCCGCGCCGGCCGCCACGACGCCGACCGCGACGUGCAGUUCCUGCAGGACGUCACCCGCCCGGGCUCCCCCAGCCGCCUGGCCGUGGUGCCCUGGGGAGCGCGCAAGAUGCUGCGCUGGAUCCGCCAGCGCUACGGGGACCUGGACGUCUACAUCACCGCCAGCGGCAUCGACGACCCGGCUCUGGAGAAGGAUCAGCUCCGCGGGUACUACCUGCAGAAGUACGUGCAGGAGGCUCUCAAAGCAUACCUCAUCGAUAAGAUCAAAGUCAAGGGCUACUAUGCAUUCAAACUGACUGAAGAGAAAUCUAAACCCAGAUUUGGGUUUUUCACAUCUGACUUCAGAGCGAAGUCCUCCACACAGUUCUACAGUAAACUCAUCAGCAGUGGCGGUUUCCCACUGGAAAACAGCAUUCCCAGGUGUAGUCAGACUCCCAGCACGGAGUGCACCGUCUGCUUGUUCCUCCUGCAGAAGAAACCGCUGAUAUUCUUUGGCUGUUGCCUCUUCUCUACUCUGCUUCUACUGUUAUCCAUCACCAUUUUCCAUCGGCACAAGAGAAGAAAAAUUUGGAAAGCCAAGGACUUGCAAAAUAUUCCACUAAAGAAAGGCCACAAUCGAGUUCUUAGCUGAACUCUUACUUCUGUCAUGAUAGCUUGAUGAUUCACUCCAGCUCCACAUACUGGUAAUUUAUAGAAGAUACACCUGUAUAGUAACAGACAAUCUGAGAGGACAGUAGUAACCAAAGUGAUGACAAUCAAUGGCUCUCUGAAUGUGAUUUGAAUGAAGUUUCUCUUAGGUACUCAUGUCAUCAAAUUCAGUUCUGGAGGCUCAUCCUGACACUUAACAGGAUUCCCUUCAGAAAACGUGACAAACUGUUUCCUAUCCUGUAAAUAGCGCUAGCUACUCAAUGGCGAAGGAAUUAUUUUUUUGAAAAGAGUCAUUUUGCUUUGUGGGACUUCACAGCAGAGAUUUAAAACCAUUCUUUAAACUGGACAGUUAGUGACAUGCUGUCACUUCUGACAAGGAGGAUCUUAGAUGGAAAGCAAAAAGAUGCUUGGAUAUUAAACAGUGCUUGCCCAUAGCUAGUUACAGCAGAGACUCUAGAGCAUAUGAAUCCUAGCUUUUCUCCAAAAAAAGCAUUGAACUUUUUUUUUUUUUCAAGGUAGGGUUUCACUGUAGUCCAGACUGACCUGGAAUUCACUAUGGAGUCUCAGGGUGGUCUUGAACUUACAAUCCUCCUACCUCUGCCUCCCAAGUGCUGGGAUCAAAGGUGUGUACUACCACAGCCCGGCUCAUCCUUUUGGUCUUUGGGGCAGGGCCUCACUCUAACCCAGGCUGAUCUGGAACUCACUGUAGCCCAGACUGGAUGGAAAGUCAUGGCGAUCCUACCUGUACCUCCCAAAUUCUGAGAUUAAAGGCA